Molecule: messenger RNA, 1292 nt
Organism: Rattus norvegicus (Norway rat)
Lineage: Eukaryota; Metazoa; Chordata; Mammalia; Rodentia; Muridae
Gene: Sdhd
Product: succinate dehydrogenase complex subunit D
Exons: 4
Coding region: 60-539 (159 amino acids)
Biological process (GO): tricarboxylic acid cycle
Cellular component (GO): mitochondrial envelope; mitochondrial inner membrane; respiratory chain complex II (succinate dehydrogenase)
Molecular function (GO): succinate dehydrogenase (quinone) activity
Source: RefSeq, marked validated
GGGACUUACGACAUAACUGCUUCCGGGCCGUAGGGUGACCUUGAGCCCUCAAAAGCGAAAUGGCGGUUCUCUUAAAGCUGGGCGUUCUCUGCAGUGGCCAAGGAGCUCGAGCUCUGUCACUCCGAAGCCGGGCGGUCAGACCUGCUUUUGUGUCCGCAUUUCUCCAGGACCAGCCUACCCCAGGAUGGCGUGGCACCCAGCACAUCCACCUGUCACCAAGCCACCAGUCUGGUUCCAAGGCCGCAUCUCUCCACUGGACCAGUGAGAGGGUUGUCAGUGUUUUGCUCUUGGGCCUGAUUCCAGCUGGGUACUUGAAUCCCUGCUCUGUGGUGGACUACUCUCUGGCUGCAGCCCUCACCCUGCACAGUCACUGGGGCAUUGGACAAGUGGUUACUGACUACGUUCAUGGGGACGCACUGCAGAAGGCUACCAAGGCAGGCCUCUUGGCAGUCUCAGCUUUGACCUUUGCUGGGCUUUGCUACUUCAAUUACCACGAUGUAGGCAUCUGCAGAGCGGUUGCCAUGCUGUGGAAGCUCUGACCUCUUGGUGUAGCACUUUGAUUGUAUGCCUCCUUGCCUCUGCUUUAUCAAUGCUGUUCACCUCACAAUGAGGAGGGAUGAAGAAUAAAUCCGUUGGUGGGCAGAAUGUCUUGUAAUUACAUGGCUAUUUUCAGAAUUUAUUUGUUGAGGAAUUAGGUUCACUCAUUCGUGAGUCUGAGUUCCAUUGUCACUGAGUCUGGUCGCCAGCUCAUGUGACUCAUGGUGUAACUGAACAUUUCAUAAGCUCAUGUUGCCUUUGAUCACUGUUUCUUAAGGAGAGCCAGCUAAUUGCUGUCAGGAUAAGAGUAGACUUCUCUCCUCAGACUGGGAGGGAGGACUGUUCAUUCGUGAGUCAGAGUUUGCAUGAAAUUGAACAGUAUUCUGUUUGGAACCUUCCACUCUUGUUCAGGUGGCCCCAGCUGUUGGUGGCUCUGUUUCUAGGGGACUUUUAAUCAGGAGAUGCCCUCAAUUACUGAUGUUUUUAAGUCUUAGGAAGGAAAUUGAGGAAAGUUAGAUUUCGGGAAGUUCAAUUUAGGGAGCUCUCCUUUGUAGAAGGGUUCAAAUAUGACAGAUCGCAAACAGACUUACUCUUCAAAUGUCUCUCACUUGUGCAGGAAUGAGCUGUCCAAAAAAAGUAAGACUAAGUAAUAAACUGUCUUCCCACCGUGGGAGUUGUCAAUGAGAAAGUGUACUCUGGAAAAGCAAAAUUUUUAAAUAAAAUAUUAUAUAAUGAUUAUACAUUGCACUCUUUAA